Molecule: messenger RNA, 504 nt
Organism: Talaromyces amestolkiae
Lineage: Eukaryota; Fungi; Ascomycota; Eurotiomycetes; Eurotiales; Trichocomaceae
Exons: 1
Coding region: 1-504 (167 amino acids)
Molecular function (GO): thiamine pyrophosphate binding; carboxy-lyase activity
Source: RefSeq, a predicted model, not a curated record
AUGAUCAAUUCCGCUGCCUGGCUUUCGAUUGGAUAUGCGCUUGGUGCAUGUUUUGGAGCGACCCUAGGUCGAAUGGAAUGGGAGAAAUGGCGUUCAGGACAUCCAGGGCCCUUUUUUCAAGGACGCACAGUCCUCUUUGAAGGUGAUAGCAGCUUUCAGAUGACGGCUCAGGCAGUCAGUGACAUAAUUCGCAAUCGACUCGAUGUGAUUAUCUUCCUGAUCAACAACGACGGAUACACCAUAGAGCGAGUCGUCAACGGUAUGGACGCCGAUUACAACGACGUGCAGCCUUGGAAGUAUAUAUCGGCAUGUUUUCUUGGUGUGCCAAAGGAUGACCCAUCCUAUCUGGUCUUUGCGAAACGCACGAACAAUUGGAGGGAGCUGUUUGAGAUCAUCGACUAUCCGCAACUCAAAGCAGGCAAGGGGUUCAGUAUGGUUGAGGUGAUGAUGCGCAAGGAUGAUGCGGUUGCUUCGUUGAAGGAAUUAUUAGAGUCGGGAAAAUAA